AUGCCUUCCGUCAAGAGCCUCCUCUCGGCCUUUGCCCUUGCGUAUCUGGCCAACGCAGCCACCAUCAAGAUCACGGCCACGUCCGACAACACCUUUGACCCUUCAACCAUCAAGGCAGCCGAUGGCGACGUCUUGGAGUUCAUCUUCGAGCCCAAGAACCACUCCGUGGUCGCUGGCGACUACCGCUACCCCUGCUCUCCCAUGGAGCUCGGCACCGGCUUCUUCUCUGGCUUCUUUGCGACAUCCAGCGGCGAAAAUGACAAAGUCUUUCGCGUAGAGAUCAACGGAACCGACACCAUUCCUUUCUACUCUUCGCAGGGCAACGAGUGCGCCGCUGGCAUGGUCGGCAUCAUCAACCCCAAGGGCAACCAGACUCUCGCCGACUACAAGAAGCGCGCUUCCGCCCUGGCACGGAGCGUCUCCCCCGGCCGAACGUCCUUUGGCGGAGAGAUUGCAGACAACGACAGCAGCUCCAACUCCACCGACGGCGAUGGUGGCAGCGGUGGCAGCUCCAACAACGGAAAGGGUGGCAGCAGCGGAAGUGGCAGUGGCAGCUCGGGCGACACUUCUUCUGACAAGGACGGCAAGGAUAACGGCAGUGUGUCCUUGUCCAUCUCCAUUGGCGCCCUCGCACUCGCCUUCAUGAUGGCGAUUUAA
Molecule: messenger RNA, 657 nt
Organism: Trichoderma aggressivum f. europaeum
Lineage: Eukaryota; Fungi; Ascomycota; Sordariomycetes; Hypocreales; Hypocreaceae
Exons: 2
Coding region: 1-657 (218 amino acids)
Source: RefSeq, a predicted model, not a curated record